Centruroides sculpturatus (bark scorpion) is the source of this 3817-nucleotide messenger RNA. It is a transcript of the gene Arp3, whose product is annotated as actin-related protein 3-like. NCBI's taxonomy places the organism in Eukaryota, Metazoa, Arthropoda, Arachnida, Scorpiones, Buthidae. The record is from RefSeq and is a predicted model, not a curated record. Bases 115 to 1344 code for a protein of 409 amino acids. Gene Ontology annotation, biological process: Arp2/3 complex-mediated actin nucleation. The transcript is spliced from 12 exons. Gene Ontology annotation, cellular component: Arp2/3 protein complex; actin cortical patch. Gene Ontology annotation, molecular function: actin filament binding.
CAUUGUUGUGAAUCAUGUGCUCCAUAUUAUCUAUUACAUGCGGUAGUUAACGCCUUUUUUCAGAAGUUUUUAGUUUCUUUUGACAAAAUUCCGAGUUUAAGUGGGCAAAGCACCAUGGCAGGAAGAAUGCCUGCCGUAGUAAUUGAUAAUGGGACAGGAUAUACAAAAUUAGGAUUUGCUGGAAAUAAAGAACCACAACUUAUCAUUCCAUCAGCAAUUGGUAUAAAAGAAUCUGCUAAAAUUGGUGAUCAAGCUACUAGAAGACUUGCUCGAGGAAUUGAUGAUUUGGAUUUUUACAUAGGAGAUGAAGCCCUGGAUGCUUCAGGUUAUGCAGUUAAAUAUCCAAUCAGGCAUGGAAUUGUAGAAGAUUGGGAUUUAAUGGAGCGCUUUUGGGAGCAGUGUAUUUUCAAAUAUUUACGAGCAGAGCCUGAGGAUCAUUACUUUUUAUUGAGGCAGUCAAAUGAAAAUGAGACAGACUAUAUAACAAGUGUAGCACGGAAGUUGGUAAUGCAGUUACAGGCAGUGUUGGCUUUAGCUGCAUCAUGGGCUUCAAGACAGUUAGGUGAACGUACAUUAACUGGUUUAGUAAUUGAUUCUGGUGAUGGAGUAACACAUUGCAUUCCUGUGGCAGAAGGUUAUGUAAUUGGAAGUUGCAUUAAACACAUACCAAUUGCAGGACGAAAUGUAACAUACUUUAUCCAAAGUUUAUUAAGAGAAAGAGAAGUUGGGAUUCCACCAGAACAAUCAUUAGAAACAGCUAAAGCUAUAAAAGAAAGAUAUUGUUAUAUUUGUCCUGAUGUGGCAAAGGAAUUUGCAAAGUAUGAUCAAGAACCACACAAAUGGAUUAAAAAGCACGAAGGAUCUAAUUCAAUUACAAAACAAACUUUCUCUGUAGACGUAGGAUAUGAAAGAUUUUUAGGGCCAGAAAUAUUUUUCCACCCUGAGUUUGCAAAUCCAGAUUUCAUGACUCCAAUAUCUGAAAUUGUUGAUAGUUGUAUUCAGAGUUGUCCUAUUGAUGUUAGAAGACCGUUAUAUAAGAAUAUUGUUUUAUCUGGUGGCUCAACUAUGUUCAGAGAUUUUGGUCGACGGCUGCAAAGGGAUUUGAAACGUGUAGUGGAUGCUCGAUUAAAACUGAGUGAAACACUUGGCGGAGGAAGAAUAAAGCCUAAACCAAUUGAUGUUCAAGUUAUUUCUCAUCAUAUGCAACGUUAUGCUGUUUGGUUUGGAGGCAGCAUGUUAGCAUCAACACCAGAAUUUUAUCAGGUUUGUCACACAAAAGCUGCAUAUGAAGAAUACGGACCCAGCAUUUGUCGUCAUAAUCCAGUUUUUGGCACAAUGACAUAAUAUUUAAUUUUUGUUAAUAUGGUGUAACUGUUUCACAACAAAGGUGUGCUUCAGAGAUAUCAGUUUGUACACUAAAAUAUCUCAAAGAUUGAGAUUAUGCAAAUAGAAAAUAUCAGAUGUAAAAAAUUUGAUAAUGACAUUCUACCCAAUUGAUAAUGUUGCAUUUUUUAUGUACUAUUAUUUUCAUCAUGUUUUAAUAUCAAAAAUUACACAGUAUAAUAAUAAUAAAGAUACUGUCAGGAAAUUUACAAUAUUGUAUAGUAAAUAAUAAAAAAAUCUGUAUAACAGUAAAAAAAAUAAUAAAAUAUUUUCAUUGUUUAAACAGUGAUAAAAACUUGCAUUACCAAUUUUAUUAUUUUUUUCUUUAAAAUUAGAUGAAAGUUCACCACUGGUUCUCUGGCACCUCUCUCAAUCCAGAUGAUAAAAAUCAUGAGAAGACACUUAAAAUUUCAUUACUUCCAGAGCCACAAGUGGUAUUGUAUGUGGCAUUUAACUUGGAUUGUCUACAUUGCAGUCAUUAGCAAUCCUUUUAUUCUGUAUGAUUUUUAACUCAUUUUACUUAAACUUAAUCCUAGCUAUGAUUUCUGAAAAAGAAACUGGCGUGAUAGAGCCCAAAUGUCAAGUUACAUUUAACUUAUAUAUAUAUAAACAAUAUAUAGUUAACUUUCCAGCAAAUUUACAGUGUUUGAGACACGAGAAACACGUAAUUUGUGAUCCAGGAUAUACUGCUGAAUUGUCGUUUGACUCCAAUUGGUUGGAAGGGUGUGGACGUUCAGCCAGGGGUGCUGGAAAAUUGGUGGUGGGUCUGUAUUUAUAUUUUUUCUUACAAAUUGUAAAAAUUCAGGUUAUCAAGCUUUAAUAUAUUUGCCAAUUUGCAUCUGUAGAUGAUUACUGUUACUUUAUUAAUGCUUUAAUAAGUGUCGGUUAAGUUUAUAAUCAGAGCAUUUUUUUAAAUAUGGCAUAAAUGAGGUGAAUAUAAAUAUUUCUUAGAUAGUAAUUGAUAUUCAGUUACAAAGUGGUACUGUUAAUUUUUAAUGAAAAAUAAAGCAGAAAUAUUGAAUAAACUUGUAUUUUGUUGUUGUUUUUAUAACAGUUCUAGUAUAAAUUUAGAUAAUUAUAUCUUGCUAUUAACAAUUCUGAACUAUGUUAAUGUUUAUCUUUACAUACAGUAGAGACUAUUUUUAAUCUUAAAAUGUAAUUUACUACUGUUAGUUGUAAUAUAUGAUCGAGUAUAGUAAUAAUGUUGUUUAAUUUUGUAUGUAAAAAUUUUAAACAAGUUAUAAAUAAUUGAAAGUUAUUCACUGUUAUAAAAUACACACACAAUCAUUAAAAUUUCUUCAGACAUUUGCCAUUUCCAAAAUAAUGUGUUCCAAUUUGUAAUUUAGGUUUAAAUUGAUUUUUUUAUUAAUGUAAUUUCUGUUUUUAUACAUUAAUUUAAAGUUGAAAAAUGGCUGAUGUUAGUUUUCAGUUAUGUUGUUUCAAUUGAAAAUUAAUUCAGGAAUAUCUUUUCAAAUUUAGAAGCUACAUUUAUAUUAUUGAACUUUUUUGAAAGCAUUAUUGGCUUCAAUAAAUAUGUUUUUCCUAAAGUAAGUAUAUAAAAAAAAAACUAGUUAAAAAAUUGGAGGAUGGUUUGUUUUUGAAUGUGCUAAAAUAUCAAAAUUAAAUUUUUUAUAUUUGAAAGGAAAUUAUUGAAAUUGUUUUCAGAGAGCUGCUGCUUUCCAGAAGAUUAAUUUUUCAUGUCUCUUAGUAAUUUCAAUUAUCCCUGCCAAUCUACUAUUUUAUAAAAAAUUAUAUAAUUAAAAAUAACAAUUUCACUUAUAAAAUCUAAUUAGUCUAUCAGGUGCUGUACCAGCUUAUAGUAUUAUUAGUAUUUAGCAGGGUUAAUUAAUAUCUUUCAAUUUAUUGCUUAUGUGGUAUAUUGAAAUUUUUACAGUAAUAGUAAAUUCAUUUUGAGUAUAUAUAAAUUCAUAUAUAUAAAUAAAAAGUGUCUGUGAUAUUUGAAUAAAAGUAUUAAUUUAAAUGAACUCUCUUAAUCAGUAUUCAGACGGUAAAAACAGUAUUAAGAACAAGAGUGAGCUGUCUUGUUUUUUUAAUGUAGAAAAAUGUUAUAAUAGAAAAUUUAACACUUGAUUUCAUUAGAAAAAAAUAUGAAUUUUAAUAAAAUUAAUCUAUAUUAUUUUCCAUUCAAUUGAAAUCUCUGAAACAUCACUGUUCUUAUAUAAUAAAAUACAUCUUUUCCAUUUUGUAAUACCAAAUGUCUUUACUUUCUCCACUUCACAGUUGCUAUUAAGGAAAUUUUCUAUAUUUUCUACCAUAGUCUUUGUCACAGAGUCUUCCAGAUUUUGGAAUUUGUCACAUUUUAAUCGUCUCAUUCUUCUAGAUGUCGACCUGUAGCACUUCCAAUUUUGAGGUUCGAGCAGCAAGUAGUUGGUUAAGUUACAUGUGUUUUUUAAAAAAGUUUUAAGACCACAAU